CGGAUCUUGCAUGAUCCCCGCUUGACAUUCCUUCGAGCUCCCGUCCGUGACUUAGCUUCGUUAUUAUAUUAUAAUUCAGUUAUUUAGUUAAGUAUACAAUAGUGAAUGCAUCUUUCCUCUGGAUAUUAAUAUACAUUUGUGCUGUGAAAUGGAUAUGACCUUAUCCUGGAUAUAAAGUGUAUUUUGAAUGCAGUGAAAAGUGAUGUAGAAAAGAUAAAAUAAAAAAAAAAGAAGGAGUGAUGAUGCUUGUGCGAGAAUACCGAUGAUGAUGAUCUAGAUGGGAUUCGUCCCAAUUGUAAAUGUUUUACGAUACCUGUUGGUAAAAUAAGAACCGCAGGUUUUGAUAAAGAUGCAGGGGAAUCCUGCUUUUCUUGCAAUAUUACUUGGUACGAUAUUUGGCUCGCUCGGAGCGUCUCUCAGCAAAGCGCUGAGGUACAAAGCCCCGGAUGAGUGCAGGUGGGUUGCGACCGGCGACGGUGAAGAUGAUGUUUCGCUUGUAUGCCGUUUAAGGACUAUUAAUAGCGAGCUAGAAAAUACUAAUUUCAGUGUUAUUCAACCUCAACAUACUGUACGAUUGAGGCUUGAAUGUAGUGAUGCUCUUUUUUAUCAAAGUUCAUUGAGCGCUGGAAGCUUUCGACCAUUAGUUGAGCUUAAAGAGCUUGUUAUUGAAUAUUGUAAGAUUGGUAAUCUAUCGGACGAUGCAUUUAAAGGACUUAAAGAGUUGCGAAAUCUUACUGUUCGCACUCAUAACACUGACUGGUCGGCAAUGGCAUUAGACGUAUCUAUGAGAGCUUUCACAGAAGAACUUUCAAAGCUUGAGAGGCUGGACCUCGGUGAGAAUAAUAUGUGGAGUUUACCAGAGGGUAGUCUAUGUUCAUUGCGCAAUUUAGAGGUACUCAACCUAACAAGAAAUCGUUUGAGAGAAGUUUCAAGUUUUCACUUUAACAUGGGAACAGGACGUUGUGUUGGAAACCUACGCGAAUUAGAUCUCAGUAAUAAUAGCAUUGAAAGCUUACCAACAGCCGCAUUCUCUGGUUUAACAAGACUACAACACUUAAAUCUUCGUAGUAACGCUAUUGGUUUUAUGGCUGAUCGAUCUUUUGAGGGUUUAACUUCUUUGUCAGUACUUAAGCUCUCAGACAAUCGACUGUCAAGUUUGCCUCCAGAGCUGUUUAAUGAAGCAAGAAAUAUCAAAGAGAUUUAUCUAAGAAAUAAUUCGCUAAAUGUUUUACCACCAGGAUUAUUCAAUGACCUUACUCAAUUAUUAGUGUUGGAUUUAUCAAAAAAUGAGUUAACAACAGAGUGGGUGAAUGCUGCAACAUUCUCUGGACUUAUUAGAUUGGUUGUAUUAGAUUUGUCAAGUAAUAGAAUAGGAAGACUGGAACCGGCUGUAUUUCGAGAUCUUUAUAGUUUACAAAUUUUAAGACUUCAAGAGAAUUUUAUAGAAAGUCUACCAGAGAAUACAUUCUCGGCGCUAUACAAUUUGCACACUCUUGUUCUGAGCGAUAAUCAGUUGACUGUUAUCGAAGCGACCACUCUGAGCGGUUUGUACGUGCUGAGCCUGCUCUCGCUGGAUAAUAACAGGCUCAACGCGCUUCAUCCAAGCUCGUUACGAAACGCCUCGUCUCUCCAGGACUUGCACCUUAACGGUAACCGGCUGACGGCCGUGCCGGAUGCCCUCAAAGCCACGCCUCUGUUGCGCACCCUCGAUCUUGGCGAGAACCUCAUUUCGGAGAUACCUACUGGUACUUUCGACCACGUGUCACAGUUGUAUGGCCUCAGACUCACCGAAAAUCACAUUGGCAAUUUGACCAAAGGCAUCUUCGAGAAGAUCAAGGAACUCAAAAUACUCAAUCUGUCGCGUAAUAGGAUACAGUCCAUUGAACCUGGGACAUUUGAUGACAACACUAAUCUUCAAGCUAUUCGUUUGGAUGGUAAUCAAUUAAUUGACAUCGCUGGAUUGUUUGCCAAUCUUCCUAAUUUAGUGUGGUUAAAUGUUAGUGACAAUAGACUUAAAUGGUUCGAUUAUGCAAUGAUUCCCACUGGAUUACAGUGGUUAGAUAUACAUUCUAACGAGAUAAGCGAACUGGGUAAUUACUUUGAGAUAGAAACGCAGCUUCAGCUCAGCACCUUUGAUGCCAGUCAGAACAAAUUGACCGAGAUAACGGGAAAUGCAAUACCAAUGAGCGUCAAAGUGCUAUUUCUUAACGAUAAUCUCAUCUCUAAAGUUCAAAGUUAUGCAUUUUUCAAGAAACCAAACUUGACUCAUGUUGAUCUUAAAGGCAAUAAAAUACAAAACUUGGAAACUUAUGCUUUAAGAAUAAGUGCUGUACCGGCAGACAAACCACUUCCGGAAUUCUACAUAGGAGACAAUCAUUAUCUGUGCGAUUGUACAAUGGAAUGGUUGCAACGUGUCAACAGGCAAAACCAGUCUCGCAUUUAUCCUCACGUGAUGGAUCUUGAAAGCAUUUACUGUAAACUCCUCUAUGAUCGUGAACGUGUGUAUGUACCACUAGUGGAAGCCUCGCAUUCACAAUUUCUAUGCAAGUAUGAGUCACACUGCUUCGCUUUGUGUCACUGUUGCGACUUUGAUGCGUGUGAUUGUGAGAUGACCUGUCCGAGCAACUGCACCUGCUACCACGACCAGUCCUGGUCAGCAAAUGUCGUCGAUUGCUCUGCCGGCGGUCACGUUAACCGGCUGCCCGAGCAAAUACCAAUGGACGCCACCAGGCUUUAUCUAGAUGGCAAUGACCUAAGAAUCAUCUCCAGUCAUGCAUUUAUUGGAAGAAAAAAACUCAAAGUACUUUUUUUAAAUGGUUCGAAUAUUGAAAUUGUUCAAAACCGGUCAUUCAAUGGCCUUCGAGAUCUUGAAGAUCUCCAUCUACAAGACAAUAAAAUUAAAGAAUUACGAGGCUACGAGUUUGAAGGAUUAGAUAAUUUGAAACUUCUUUAUCUCCAGGGCAAUGAAAUCUCGACAAUUGCCAACAGAACAUUUUCUCCCUUGAGAUCUUUAAGAGUUCUUCAGCUUCAAAGCAAUCGCCUGACGACCUUGGCGGUUUGGGCCUUGCCAUCGUCUAUUGAAGUCAGCCUCUCGAGAAAUCCCUGGUCGUGUGAGUGCGACUAUCUCGAAGUCUAUCGCGAAUGGAUACUCGCGGCAAGGAACAGAGUCGCCGACGUAUCCGAGUUGAGAUGCGUGUUGAAUGUCACAGAGCUCGAAGCGUAUGGUGACCAAGUCUUCAGGGACAACGAGUUUGGCUUUGCCGUGCUGGAGGGCAAUACAAGUGACAGUACACAGUGCACAGGUCUUACAAGUAUCGACAACGGUAUCCAGAGCAAUCUAACCAAGACUAUUAUUGAAAGACAAGCACUUCAAGAUUAUUUGCCUCUACUUAUAUCAACUCUUGCCGCAUUUCUUAUUGUCAUGCUACUUUGUAUGUUAAUAUUUAUCUUCAGACAAGAAUUCAGAGUUUGGUUUCACUCAAGAUUUGGUGUAAGAAUAUUUUAUAGAAAUACUGAAUUUGAUCGUGAUGAUCGUGAUAAAUUAUUCGAUGCUUUUGUCAGCUAUAGUUCAAAGGAUGAAGCAUUUGUGGUUGAAGAAUUAGCACCAGUUCUAGAAAUGGGUAAUCCAUCGUAUAAACUUUGUCUGCAUUAUCGAGACUUUCCAGUUGGAAGUUUUAUCGCAGACACGAUAGUUCAAGCAGUGGAAUCAUCAAGAAGAACCAUCAUGGUACUCUCAGAGAAUUUUAUCAAGUCUGAAUGGUGUCGGUUUGACUUUAAAUCAGCACAUCAUCAAGUAUUACGUGACAGAAGACGUAGACUUAUUCUAGUUCUCGUUGGAGAUGUACCUCAAAGAGAUCUUGAUCCUGACAUCAGACUUUAUUUAAAGACUAACACAUACUUGCAGUGGGGUGAUAAACUAUUCUGGGAAAAAUUGAGAUUUGCUCUACCUGAUGUGCCGAACAAUCAAAGGACAAGCAAUCAUCGACGACAACCACCGCCAGUCCGACGGCAACAUAACAAUCAAACAAGUGGACCACGAAGUGUUGCGGUUCACAUAUAAAUUAAUUACCUGGCGGGGAUUAUUUGACGAAAGACUUGAACUCAAUUUAUAUUCCUAGAGUGUAGAAUUAUCAUGCAUUUGAUAAUUUAAUCAUUCAAACAGUGAGUGAUAUCAACAAUGUGUGUGUGUGUCAAUUCAAAUUAAUAAAUAUAUAUAUAUGAAAUACACACAUAUAUAAAUGUAUGUAUGCUAUCCACUUGUGUUUAAGUGCACAAUGCAGUGCAAUAAAUAUGUGAAGUGUAAAUAUUUGUAAUGUCAAGAGAAUUGAUAAUUAUUAAUGGAUAAUUAAAACAUUUUGAAUGGAAUGUGCGUGGCACUCAAAAGUUUGUAAAUAACUCAAAUUAACUAUGCGUGAAUGUGAACAAAAAA
Molecule: messenger RNA, 4429 nt
Organism: Chelonus insularis
Lineage: Eukaryota; Metazoa; Arthropoda; Insecta; Hymenoptera; Braconidae
Gene: Tollo
Product: Toll-like receptor Tollo
Exons: 1
Coding region: 350-4060 (1236 amino acids)
Biological process (GO): signal transduction
Cellular component (GO): plasma membrane
Molecular function (GO): protein binding
Source: RefSeq, a predicted model, not a curated record